UUUUUUUUUUUUUUUUUGACACAGGGUCUCUCUCUGUUGCCUAGGCUGGAGUGUAGUGGCACAAUCACGGCUCACUACAGCCUUAAUUUCCCGGGCCUCAGCGAUCCUUCCAUCUCAGCCUCCUGAGUAUCUGCGACUACAAGCACGUGCUACCACACCAAGCUAAUGUUUUGUAUUUGUUGUAAAGAUGAGGUCUCACUAUGUUGCCCAGGCUGGUCUCAAACUCUUGGGCUCAAGAGAUCCUCCCGCCUCAGCGUCCCAAAGUGCUGGGAUUAUAGGCAUGAGCCACUGGGCCCGGCCGAACUCCGUACUUUCAACCACAACUAAGAAUCCAUAUUUCUAGCCCAGACCUUAUUCUCAGCAACACACCUGUGUACACCAACUGCUUAGUUUGCUCCUCUUGGCAUCACGACAUCUCCAACAAAGCCAGAGUGGAAACCCUCAUCUCUUACUCCCACCUUGAGGGGGAGCUCCUGAGAUGGAGAACACAGGUCUGUCCAGCCCAGAAGCCAGGAAUGCAUGCCCUCCGGGGCCAAGCUGCCUCCCUUUGAAAGAAUGAAGUCCCAUAAACCCAUAUCACAGGUUAAUAAUGCAAAAGGACUGGGCGGGAUAGCUCACGCCUGUGAUCCCAGUGACUCAGAGGCUGAGGCAGGAGGAUCGCUUGAGCUUGGGAAUUGGAGGCUGCCAUGAGUUAGAUUACGACACUGCACUCUAGCCUGGGUGACAGAGCAAGGCUCUGGUUCUUAAAACAAAAACAAAAAACAAAAACGGCUCCAAUAAGGUAAACAGCAGCAGCAACAUACAUUAACUCUCCCAGGGGACCAACCCUCCUCAUCACCGGAUUGCAUGGCCAUGUUAAAAUACCGCCACUUGGUGGCGGCAUUCUUCGAAUGGAAAAUAGCAUCUGAGAUGCUGAAAUGACAAAGGCCUGGGCUGCUUCGGGUCAGAGAGUGUCAAUUCACACUGAAUCGAAGUAGGACUGGACCACAGUCAGCCUACUCUCAGCUUUCCCUUCUUAUUCGGGGUCAAAACCAACAGGCGUCUUCCCAAAGCGCCGCACAAGAGUGGGCUCCUUCGUUUUCCUGGAGCAACUCACUUGCUGGUAUCUCAGUCAUUGUCAAUCAGUCAGUCAUUGCAGGGACAGCCAUAGACAAUUACUCUCGAGCUGGUCCGCCGGUCAAUCAGAAUCCAAUCGAAUCCGUUCUUGUGGUCGGUGGAUCCACGAGCCUGUACCACCUGCCACCAGCGCCCGGCGCGUUCUGUAGCGGAAUCACCGCAGGUGACGGAAUCCACGCCCCUGGGCUCCGCCCCUUCGUAGUCGCGCCCAAUCACAGAUCUGACCCUCCCAGGAGGGCCCGUCCCCCGGCCCACAGCCAGUCACAGGCCCCGUCCUUCCAAAACACUGCCCUAUCAGAGGCCAAGCUCUCUAGGAAUUACCUACCCUUUUAAUGUCCCGCCCCUAUGACGGACCCAAUCGCAGGGCUCUCCCUCCCCGAAACCCCGCUCCCAGACCGGCGUGUCUCAGGUUUGCGCCACUCUAGGCUGAAGCGGCGGAUGACGCAACCGGGCCGCGCCGCGAGAAGGUCACACGGUUCUCCAACAUGGCGGCGGCGGCGGCGCUGCGGAGUGGCUGGUGCCGCUGUCCACGGAGAUGCCUCGGCAGUGGAAUCCAAUUCCUUUCCAGCCACAACCUACUCCACGGGUCGACCUAUCAGAUGCGCCGGCCGGGCGGAGAGCUGCCACUGUCCAAAUCAUAUUCUUCUGGAAACAGAAAAGGCUUUCUGUCCGGCUUGCUAGAUAAUGUCAAACAAGAAUUAGCCAAAAACAAAGAAAUGAAAGAAAGUAUUAAAAAAUUCCGUGACGAGGCCAGAAGGCUAGAAGAAUCAGACGUGCUCCAGGAGGCCAGAAGGAAAUACAAAACCAUCGAGUCAGAAACCAUGCGGACGAGCGAGGUGCUACGGAAGAAGCUUGGGGAGCUGACGGGCACCGUGAAGGAGAGCCUUCAUGAAGUCAGUAAAAGUGAUCUGGGCCGGAAAAUCAAGGAGGGUGUGGAAGAAGCAGCCAAGACAGCCAAGCAGUCAGCCGAGUCGGUAUCCAAAGGUGGGGAGAAGCUGGGCAGGACGGCGGCCUUCAGAGCCCUCUCCCAGGGGGUGGAGUCGGUGAAGAAGGAAAUUGACGACAGCGUCCUGGGGCAGACCGGGCCCUACCGGAGGCCGCAGCGACUCCGGAAGAGAACGGAGUUUUCGGGAGAGAAGUUCAAGGAGGAGAAAGUGUUUGAGCCAAAUGAGGAGGCCCUGGGGGUGGUGCUGCACAAGGACUCCAAGUGGUACCAGCAGUGGAAGGACUUCAAGGAGAACAACGUGGUGUUUAACCGGUUCUUCGAGAUGAAGAUGAAGUAUGAUGAAAGCGACAACGCGUUCAUCCGGGCAUCCCGGGCCCUUACGGACAAGGUCACCGACUUGCUGGGGGGCCUGUUCUCCAAGACAGAGAUGUCGGAGGUGCUCACAGAGAUCCUCCGGGUGGACCCAGCCUUUGACAAGGACCGGUUUCUGAAGCAGUGCGAGAACGACAUCAUCCCCAAUGUCCUGGAGGCCAUGAUUUCUGGAGAGCUUGACAUUCUCAAAGACUGGUGCUAUGAAGCUACUUACAGCCAGCUGGCCUACCCCAUCCAGCAGGCCAAGGCGCUGGGUCUCCAGUUCCAUUCUCGCAUCCUAGACAUUGACAACAUUGACCUGGCCAUGGGCAAGAUGAUGGAGCCGGGGCCGGUGCUCAUCAUCACUUUCCAGGCACAGCUGGUGGUGGUGGUCCGGAACCCUAAAGGCGAGGUGGUGGAGGGCGACCCGGACAAGGUGCUGCGGAUGCUGUACGUGUGGGCGCUCUGCCGAGACCAGGACGAGCUCAACCCCUACGCCGCCUGGCGGCUCCUGGACAUCUCAGCCUCCAGCACCGAGCAGAUCCUCUGAGUGCGGUGCCACAGCCAGGGAGCCCCGGGCUGGGUCAUCAGGCACAGAGGCACCACGACACCCCCUGCAGCAACUCCAGACCUCUGGGAACAAGACUGCGGGCUCUGCCCCCAGCUCUGCCAGAAGAGCUGCAAGACCAGCUGGCCGGGGAGGGGACAACGGGCUGCUGCAGGUGCCUGGCAGCUGGAGACACUCCCCCCAGGGCCGGCCCCUGCCCUGUUGCUCUGCCCUGCAGGGGUCCCGGUGCCUGGUCACCUGGGGUGCACACAGGCCACCCAGUGCCAAGAGGCCCCAGGGCCCAGGGACUCCCUCCACAGCAGGGUGGGACCCGGGACCUACUGCUCAGUGGCCCGCUGGCCACGUCAGCUAAGCCACUUUAGGUCCAUUUUUUAUUUUAACAGUGCUCUUCCAUUCUGUGCGUAAGCCCGAGAUUUGGAAAGAAUAAAACCGAAUUGCAGAAGAGCA
Molecule: messenger RNA, 3428 nt
Organism: Macaca mulatta (Rhesus monkey)
Lineage: Eukaryota; Metazoa; Chordata; Mammalia; Primates; Cercopithecidae
Gene: TIMM44
Product: translocase of inner mitochondrial membrane 44
Biological process (GO): protein import into mitochondrial matrix
Cellular component (GO): mitochondrial inner membrane
Molecular function (GO): protein-folding chaperone binding
Source: RefSeq, a predicted model, not a curated record